GGGGCGUCGGCCAUGUUGGUCCGGUGGGCGGCGGCGGCCCUGAGGCGGCGAUGGCGGCGCUACCGCUACCGCUUCGUGCCCUGGAUCGCGCUCAACCUCGGCCGCGCGCGCACGACCGUGCGUCUCGUCCCUGAGGCCUCCCAGGACAAAACCAUCGCCGACGAAGAAGUCCUGGAAACCUUGCUCAAAGUCUUCCAAGCCCUCUACCUCAAUGACCUCGGCGGACAGACGGACGCUUUCGCCCUGCUUCCCGAAGCUGUCAAAUCAAAAUAUCGUCAUUUACUGGCCCUCCGUCCCCCGAGAGCAAAUCCUCCCAGAGACGGUCUCCCCCGGCCCCCAAAUGUCCUCAGCCCGGGAGAAGUCCUCUUCAGGACAGCGGGUUUCUCGGUGGCCCGAGAAACUAGCUCACUGGUUUCUGCCGGAAAAGGAGUUUUCGUGACUAAAGGGUUUGUGCCAAAAGGAGCCGUGGUGUCCAUGUAUCCCGGGACGAUCUAUCAGAUGUCUGAGCCCAUCUUCUUCCAGUCCAUUGGAAAUCCCUUCAUUUUUAGGUGCAUUGAUGGAGUGUUGAUUGAUGGGAAUGACAAGGGAAUAUCCAAGGCCGUAUACAGGUCCUGCAGUGGUAGGGACCAGCUGGGUCCUUUUAAGAUGAGUGACAGCACUUGGCUCACCUCUUCCGUACAAAACCCUCUGGCCGUAGGGCAGUAUGUUAACAACUGCUCAAACGAUAAGGCCGCCAACGUGUGCUAUCAGGAAUUCGAUGUCCCGGAACUUUUCCCCAUCGAAUUCAAACGGUAUCUCCCCAACAUCGCCUACAGCCCUGAGGUUCAGAGCCCAGUGAGAUGUGUGGUCCUCGUGGCGCUUAGGGAAAUCCGCCAGGGCGAAGAGCUGUUUUCCAAUUACUACACCAUCGUCGCCUGAAAACCCGGACCGGUGAUCGAGGAGCCUCUUCUGCUCGGUGCCUCAUUUGGCGAGGGGGUCGUCCCCUGGGAUCGCACCACAGAACCGGCGUUUCACCUACCCCUUUUUCAACUUGGGGCCGAGUGAUGGGGCGUCGUUACUUCUCCAUUCUCGCAAGACUGUUGCCAAGUUCAAUCGGGUUUUCCCUAAAUGCUCAUUAAAUGACAGUCUGCUCCGUGA
Ornithorhynchus anatinus (platypus) is the source of this 1137-nucleotide messenger RNA. RefSeq names its product SET domain containing 9 (gene SETD9). The record is from RefSeq and is a predicted model, not a curated record. The transcript has 6 exons. Gene Ontology annotation, molecular function: protein binding. Lineage: Eukaryota; Metazoa; Chordata; Mammalia; Monotremata; Ornithorhynchidae. The coding region runs from base 13 to 918 and encodes 301 amino acids.